This is a messenger RNA of Colletotrichum navitas, 644 nucleotides long. RefSeq lists its product as uncharacterized. Bases 72 to 593 code for a protein of 173 amino acids. NCBI's taxonomy places the organism in Eukaryota, Fungi, Ascomycota, Sordariomycetes, Glomerellales, Glomerellaceae. The record is from RefSeq and is a predicted model, not a curated record. The transcript is spliced from 2 exons.
UCUCUCUCUCUCUCCGCACUCUCUCCGCACUCUCUCUCCUGCCAUAUAGGACCCACAGUCUUCUUGGGGCGAUGCCAUCCACACAGAUGCACUCACGUCAGGACAGGUCAGGACAGGACAGGUCAGGUCAGGCGACCUACCUUAGCGCCAACGUCCAAUAUGAGAUGCCAUGCCGUCCAUCGUCAGUACGCAGUACGGUAGAGGCAGCCCAAAAGGGCCUCCUUUCCCAUGUCCUUGAUCCCCCGUUUGGGCACAUAUUGACAAUGCAAUCGAUGAGAAUCCGGGGUUCUUGCAGGGACGCCCUCCCCUCCUCUCACCGCAUGCUGUACGACUGCACUACAUUUACCAAAACCUCAACGUCGGACACCUACCACCCCCAUGUCCAUGAGGUGCGAGACUGCCGGCGUUGUCCUCCCUGGAUGAUGCGACGCAGUCCGCGUCGGGGGCCAACUGAUAUGUACGUCGAAGGGGGACAUGGUGUUUCUUCACGUUGGGGCGGCCAUGUCGUGUUAAAUGGAAGCUUAGCCCCCAUCACUAUCAUCAUCACUAGUUCUCUUCAAAGAUUAAAAAGAAGAAGAAGAAGAAGAAGAUGAUGAUGGUGAUGAUGGAGAUGAUAAGCAAGAGAUGCUUGCGUGUACACGGAU